Molecule: messenger RNA, 2689 nt
Organism: Papaver somniferum (opium poppy)
Lineage: Eukaryota; Viridiplantae; Streptophyta; Magnoliopsida; Ranunculales; Papaveraceae
Product: endoglucanase 9-like
Exons: 8
Coding region: 1040-2545 (501 amino acids)
Biological process (GO): carbohydrate metabolic process
Molecular function (GO): hydrolase activity, hydrolyzing O-glycosyl compounds
Source: RefSeq, a predicted model, not a curated record
UUACAUUUUUCUUUCUUUUAGAUCUAUUACAACUGAAGAUUUAGUCAAGUUUUAAGGUUGUCAAGAUUGGUUGUUUGUAAAAAAUGCAUAACAGAAUUUUAGUAAGAUAAAUUGAUCAAGUAGAAACGUGAUAAUGGAAUCUGCGACCUUGUGAAAUGAAUGCAAGUUUUAGGGGUAAAAAAAUGUAUGACCAACUAAUUAAGAAAUCAUCUUAGAUGAAAUCUUAAUGAAGAUUUAGUCAAAUUUAAGGUUGUUUGUAUAAAUGCCCAACAGGGUAUUGGUAGUAAUACUAGUAUACAGAUAUCAGGUAAGAAUGUACAUUUGAAUCCUAAGUUUAAGAACAAUGCUAAUAAAUGCCGAAUUCUGAUUCUCAGCAUUUGGAUGCACCAUGGGUUUUUAGCCUAUUUUCUUUGGUUUUGCACAAGUCAGGUUUCGCAAUCUCUCAUAUUUGUUCUGGACAGUUAUUAGAUAUGACUUUUAGAUUGGGUAAAGUAGACUGAAACCGCUAGCCAAAGCCUGACUCAAUGGUUUUGGUGUCUCUAUAGUUAGAAUAAGAAUAUGUUAGAACCUUUGCUUAAUCUUGUUAAACGAUAUUCUUAUAUGGUUCAAAGACAUUCUCAUCUACGUCAUUGAGAGUGUUCAUGAGGCAGAAAUUUACAUCAAAUUUAAGUUGUAAAGAUUACAAGCUGUUAACGUUAACUGUUUGUGUAAAUGUCUAAGAGAAAAUCAUUAUUGCAUCUCUCACAGGGCUAUAGAUAACCAGUGGUAUGUGGUUGGUGCAGAUGUGAUGGGUGUUCUAGCAUCUCUAUCAAAUCUGCACUAAAUGAAGCGAGCCAACAGUCACCGGUGCAUGACGCCUGAUUCUCCAGUAACGCAAGUUUGAGUAAAUUGGCAUGAUACUAGCCGCAGAUGUUAUGAAAAUGAAGGGAAAGGGGAAGGGUGCACUUGGCAGGAAAGCCAUUAAUUUGAAUUCAGAAAGGUUAUUCCUCGAAAGCAGCUUCAGCCUGAUAAAUACACUCAAGCUCUUCGUAAAGCUCUCAUGUUCUUCAAUGCUCAACGCUCUGGACCUCUUCCUAAGCAUAAUAAUGUUUCUUGGAGAGGAAAUUCUGGUAUGAAAGAUGGGGUUAUUGGCCACAAUCUAGUUGGUGGUUUCUAUGAUGGUGGAGAUGCUAUCAAAUUCAACUUCCCACAAUCUUUUGCAAUGACCAUGUUGAGUUGGAGUGUAAUUGAAUACAGCGGCAAAUACAAAGCUUCUGGUGAGCUUAACCAUGUAAAGGAGAUUAUCAAGUGGGGUACUGAUUAUCUCCUUAAGACUUUUGAUAAUUCUGCUGAUACCAUUGACAGGAUUUAUGCACAGGUUGGAACAGGAGACACUUCAGGAUGGAGUAGAAGGAUUGGUACUCCUAAUGAGCAUUGGUGCUGGAUGAGGCCUGAGGACAUGGACUAUCCAAGGGAUGUGCACGAGUGCCAUCGAUGCACGGAUCUUGCAGCUGAAAUGGCUGCUGCCUUAGCUUCUGCAUCGAUCGUAUUCAAAGACAACAAGAAAUACUCUAAAAAGCUAGUUCAUGGUGCUGAGACUCUUUAUAAAUUCGCUCGGGAUAAAAGAGGUAGAUACACUGCUGAUAUUGCAGAUGCUUCGAUUUUCUAUAAUUCCACUAGUUACUGGGACGAGUUCAUCUGGGGUGCAACGUGGUUAUAUUAUGCUACUGGUAACACUUCUUACCUUGAACGCGCUACAUCACGAGUUCUAGCAAAACAUGCUGGUGCUUUCUCUGCUGGCGUUAAUUAUGGUAUUCCUAGUUGGGAAAACAAACUUACUGGUUCUCAAGUUCUUCUGAGCAGAUUAAGAAUCUUCUUGAGUCCUGGGUACCCGUAUGAAGAUAUGUUGAGCACUUUCCACAAUCAGACUGAAAAUGUCAUGUGUUCUUACCUACCUGUUUUCAGGAACUUCAAACGAACUAAAGGAGGUUUGAUAAAAUUAAACUAUGGAGCUCCACAGCCACUUCAAUAUGUUGUCCAAGCUGCAUUUUUAGCAAACUUAUAUGCCGAUUAUCUUGAUGCUGCCGGUAUACCAGGAUGGUAUUGUGGACCUAAUUUCUUUACAACUCAACUAAUGCAUGAUUUCGCCAAAACCCAGAUUGAUUAUAUCCUUGGAAAGAAUCCUCUGAAGAUGAGUUAUGUUGUUGGAUUUGGACAGCGUUAUCCAAAACAUGUUCACCACAGGGCCGCAUCAAUUCCUAAGAAUAAAAUUAAAUAUACUUGUGAAGGAGGAUGGAAAUGGAGGGAUACUAAUAAACCAGAUCCUAAUACAAUCAUUGGAGCCAUGGUUGGUGGACCUGACAAGCAUGAUGGGUUUCGCGACGUGCGUGCAAACUACAAUUACACGGAGCCAACACUUGCAGGUAAUGCAGGUUUGGUUGCUGCACUGGUCGGUUUAUCAAGUAAAGGGAAAGCUGCGAAUUCCAUUGACAUGAGCACAAUGUUCUCAAAAGUACCACCAAUGUUCCCUCCAAUGGCACCUGGCCCAGCUCCGUGGAAACCAUAAUCUUGAAUGGAAAAGGUUUACAUUUCUUUAAGAUCACUAUGUUUCAGUUGUUCCUCUUCUAGAUCUAAUUUGGUGUCAUUGUCAAUUUUAUGUACUUCUGGAACUAGUUGCCAUAAAACACUAAUAAAAAUGUUAUACUACAGA